Xyrichtys novacula (pearly razorfish) is the source of this 12638-nucleotide messenger RNA. Lineage: Eukaryota; Metazoa; Chordata; Actinopteri; Labriformes; Labridae. The record is from the annotation of a GenBank genome assembly.
AUUUAGGAGAGAGAGACGAGAGGGGGACGGUGGAGGAGGAGGAGGAGAGCUCUUCUCGGACUUUUUGACGCUUUUAGUCGCUCCUGGUUGAUGCUCGUAGGAAAUUGACCUACAGGGAUGAGGAGGCAGAGGUCGUAGACGACGAGCUGUUGCUCCACAAACCCAGAAGGUUCGACCCGGAGGACCGGAACAAGCAUGAAGUCCACGAGUCAGGACCAGAGUUUGUCUGACUCCAGAGAGCUGGACAGAUCUUAUGACCCUCUCACAGGUAAAAUACACCUUUAUCAUCUUUGUUUGUUUGCUGACCUGUCUCUUAAAAACUUUGCUUUGGUUUUCUACAAGAAUUUGAAGUUUAUUUGAACAUGUAAAAAUAAUAAUAAUAAAGUAAAAAAUACAACAGCAACUGACAGAAAGUGAUUCAUGUUCAAAAAGGAGUGGAAAGAAGUCCAGACUUAUCUAUUCUCACCCCCUCUCCUACACUAAUGGUUUAAAUAUAUCAUAAUAUUAUAUAAUAAUAUUAAUCAUUAUAAUAAUAAUAGCAAUAAGAAUAAUCACCACUGUGAAAAUAACAAAACAACAACCUUAAGACCUUAAAACAGGUAGACUUAGUGGAGGACUAAAGCUGACUGAUGGGUAAAUGAUGUUUGACUUAUAGGAGAAAAAAAGAAGUCGUCUCAAACAUCAUAUUUAUUCUUCUUCUGUGGCCUAACAGUUUGUGCAAAUGUGAAUACUACACACCACAGCUUCUCUGUUACUUCAUUUAGCCAGCAUUGUAAUCUCUAAGAAACUUUGAAUGCAGAAAGUUAAUCUCAUAUAAUAAUAAUAAUACAUUUCAUUUAUAUUGUGCUUUACAUCUGAGAAAACAGAUCUCAAAGUUAAUACAGUGAAAGGCAACAGUAAAAACAAUCAAUAAAAGAACGACAGAAUUUAAAAUCAGGCUUUUUCUAAAAAUGAGGGUCUUCAAGUCCUUUUUUAAAAACAUCUUUCGUCUGUGGAGCUCUGAGGUGGUCAGGAGGGGCGUUCCACAGACGUGGAGCAGUAGCCUCAAAGGCCCUGUCACCCAUGCUCUUGAGCCGAGUUCUGGGUGGGCGUAAGACUCCACCACUAGAUAACUAAUUCACAGUUUUGAAACCCUUUAAAAUGUAAAAGAACCGGAGGAACGUGUGUAAAUGUCUCUAAAAGCAGCCUCUUCCUAUCACCCACGGGUUAGAAGCAGAAAGACUUCUGUUUUAGGUUGGAGCCGGAGUGCAUCCUUUUCAGUAUGAUUAAUGCUUUUGUGUUGAAUAUUGGGCAAACAUCUGGCAGUAAGAACAGAUGGUUGAAUCCUGUCUUUAGUAGGAGGUGGAACAGCGCACCGUGCUUCAUGGAGGUUACAUUAACCUUUUAUUAAGAACAUAAAUAACUGAAACAGUGAUUUAUUAAUUAUUGGCCGACAGUUUCUAGUGACAACUUUUAAUAUCUAAGGAUAUUUUUCCUUUUUCUUUCUAAAGGGGCGAAAUUUAUUCUAUUUCAAGAGUUAACUUUGAACUAGCGAUGAGCCAAUACUUUUUUUUCUGAUACCUAGGCUGAGCGUAUCGGCCGAUAUCCAAUACCGAUCCAAUACUACUGUUGAAUAAAUGAACUGUAUACUAGAGGAUGACAUUUUUCGGUAAUUCCCGUGGGUCACGUGAUUUCCGCGGGAAUCCCACGGGAUCGGAGUCAUGUUUUAAUUAAUCCCGUGAUCAGGACGGGACGGGGAAAAAAGCAACGGGAGCAGGCAGGAGCGGGAACAACAUUAAUAGAUGAUCAUUACAGCCGUGUUCAACAACCAGAUGAACAGAUGCGUCCAUUUUUGUACUCAUCUCUCAGUGAGAGCCAACACUCUUGACCGCGCUAGCAACACAAAAGAACUACAACAGUGGUUUGACUUCCUGUCAGCUGUUAGCGCGGCUGAGCAUUUCUACCCUUCAAGCCAGGAGCACGGAUACGUCAUUUUGUGACAUUCUGUAGUAAUUUUGAGUGGGAGCAGGGUGGGAGUCAUUCGGGACGGGACGGGAUUUUUUCUCUGGGAGUGGGACGGGACAGGAGUGAAAAUCCGCUCCCGUGUCAUGCUCUACUGUAUACCUUGCCCUUGAGUGAAGACAUCAGGCUUGAUAUUCACCUUGUUAAAAAAAAAAGGUGACAAAUUAACACAGAUAUAAAUUGACUUAAUAUCCUUACUAACAAAUAACAAAUUGCACUUUAGCACACAGCAAAAAGAAGUAAGACUUCCAUGUAGUAAAAGAAAAAUUCAUCAGAUAUCCGAUCCAGUUAAUUUGUCAAUAUUGGAGCCGAUAUCCGAUCCAAAUAUCGGAUUGGUGGAUCCCUACUUUGAACUGAUGAUACAGAAAAAUCGUGACUUGCAGCUCUUAAUACAUCAGAUGUGAGAAUUGUGAGGUUUUAAUUCUGACCUCAGUGUCCUCUCUCUCUCUCUCUCUCUCUCUCUCUCUCUCUCUCUCUCACACACACACACACUAUCACACACACCUCAUGCCUUUUGCUGUCAUUUUUGUGACAACUUCCCGAAAUAGUCUUUUCUUUUAAACAUGACGGUAUAAAUGUUUAAAAAUAACUCCCGGCACACUCUGUUGUUAGUUAUAGUUUAGGACAGAUGGUAGAAAGACUGUGGUUCAUGUUCUGGCUGUUGAGCUGCACAAAAGGCGUAUCUGUGAUAUCCAUUCAGCAGCAGGUUAACCAAACAGUGAACAGGUGCAUGAACACUGAGGCUUCAGGGGGCGUUCAAGAGACACAAACAGACCUUUUUAUUAAAGAGUGAACCACAGGGGCGCUGUGAUGUUCAACAGCCCGAGGCGCAAACUGUGUAAGUGCAGAGCCUUUAGUGUUCACCUCUAUUGUUAUUUCAAACAAACACCCUGCACUCGUAGUAAACGCGUCAAAGGUUAGAAAAACACUGCUUAUGGAAAAACAUGUUGAAAGGUACAUUUUAAAGAUUUAUCAGCCACAUAAAAACACAUCGAGACGCAGCAGAAAAUGCUCUUUAUGUGCGGCGACUCAGCUGUACAGCUGCAGAAACCUCUUGUUGUUUACUCCUGACCAUCUUCAUACAUUAUAGAUGGAGGAUCUUUUUCAUGUCAUCACUUUCUACACUAGACUUCACAUGUUACAGUGACCCUGACUGACUGACUGCUGCGGCUGCUGUGCUGCAGCUGGACUGAUCUGGAGAUACUUAUCUAACAGUAAAGCUAGCGGACAGUUUGGCAUAAAGACUGGAAACAGUUAGCCGGGUUUUACAUGGGGACCUGAAACACUUAGUGUAGUGACAGGAACUGAAGGAAAGAAGGAGAAAGUAAACUCAGCUCAGCUUUAAGAAUAGAGACAGUCAGCCUGACUUUGUAUAAAGACCAGAGACAGAAAGUUUUGCUCUCCAUAGAGACAAGAAACAGUUGGCUUAAGGUACAGACUUUAAAUAUUUAAUGGAGUUCUGCAUUAAGACUGGAAACACUUAGCUUACUUUGGCAUUAUGACCAAAACCUGUUUGUGCUGCAUUAGGACUGGAAUUAAGAUGAGCUGAUAGCUCGGCAAAUAAAUUUCAAACAGUUAACCAGGCUGAGCACAAAGACGUGAUAUAGUCAGCCUAGCUUUGCAGAAAAGUCCAUGAAAAACUAAACCUACAGAGAGCUGUGCGUCUUUAGGGGUUCCCACAUAUACCCAAUGACAUUGUCUAACUCAUGGUAAAUCCAUCACAGUCUGUUUGGUGAAGUUUUUAAAGAUGUGUUUUAGGGCUGCAUGAUUGUGACCAAAAAUUAAAUCCCGUUUUUUCUCCGUAAACUCGCAUUUCGAUUACGAUUUUUUUAUUCAGGGACAACUUCACAAAAACUUUACUUUAAAAAUAAAAUGUUUUUCUAUCAUCUCUCAAAACAAAACCACUGAAAACAAUGUAGUGCAUAAGCCAAGCCAGUAAGUGGCGCUGUAAAGGUCCUUACACACCAGGACUGACACAAAUAUAAGACGUGAAUUUACGAAAUAUUCGGAGGCGAAUUUUCACGUGCCUGGCUAUAAACAUCGAGCCCGAUGUGAUUUUGCGACUUUCCGGGGGGGAAAAGACGCAUCUCAGGUGGAAGCGAGAAGAAUGACACAACAGCAGAUUGAAUCAUGCAGCCCUAAGAUGUUUAAAAAAACUCUAUAGUUAGGAUGAAAUGGAGCUUUGGUUCCGGCCUGGAGCAGUUUUUGUAGCUUGCUCUGUAAUAAGGCAUCGUCAUGCUUUUGAAUCAUCACUUUGCACACAUUGAAAAAACUUAGUUCAACAUCCACCUCAGAGACUCUCUGGGGUCACUUUUUGGUACCGAACAGAGACAUGAGGCUGUUCCCUCCUGCUGGUUGCAGGUCCAUGUUCAUUGUGACUGACAGGAGUUUAUAAUCACUCCUCCCUCUAAACCUUUUAACAGGAAAUCAAACUUUAUUGUGUCUGACCGAAUCAUAUUUUAGUGGUUUAUGGUUUUAAUGCUGAGUCUGCAGAUUUGUAGAGAUGACAUUUUUAAGUGAAUGUUGUCUGCGCUGGUGUGACAGAGUCUGCCUGCAGAAUCACUGGAGCAGCCUUCUCAGUAUUUGUUUGUAUUCACUCUCGUGGAUUUCAUGUCAUGAUAUCAUUGUAGAGGCUCAUGGACGUUUUUCUCUAAUGCACAGAAACUUAUUACUGAUAAGGUAAAUAUUUUUAUUUAUGUAAUAUAAUUACUCUGUAGAUUUUAAAUUCAAAGCCCUCCAGCAGCAAACAGACAUCAUGUUAAAUGUGCCAAGUGGAUUUGGUUGUGGGCUAAACUGACGUUUUAAGACCAAUGUUGUAUAACAAAACACUGAUGCAGAUCCAACAGAAGUGAGGAGGUGACGUCUCUGUCUGUGCGAGGUCACAGGAGGUGAAAUAAUUUCACGAAAUAAACCUCCGUCAGCUUUACCUGGAAACUCAUGAUGUAAGUGGAAGAGGAAGAUUGUGUAAACUGUCAUAUUUUGGUGAGUGCGUGCGUGUUCGUCUGCGUCCAGUUUGAAUCAGACUGAUGUCCGUAAUCUGAGGCAUGUCCUCUUGAGGAUUAUGGUAAGAGCGGAGGCUGUUGCCCGGGCAACGUUAGCUUACAAACAUUUAUUUGGAUCUGCGUGACCCUGCUUGAGCUGCCAUGACCCUGCAGUUGAUGCGAGUUCUUCCAGUCAACCAGGAAUGGUUUGAUUUAAGCUCAGAAUAAUGAAACAUCGUAUACUAAAGGGUGCUUACAACUAUUGUGCAAUCUUUUGAGAGGUUUAUUUGUAACAAACGUUUCUCUUUCUACUGAUUCUACUGAGUUUUCCCUCUUUCACUCUCUGCCUGUGAACCAGUGCUCACCUUUUUAUUGCUUUGAAUACUUGAUAAGGUCUCUGUGUCACACACAACUCUGAAUCAUGUUUGAUAAUAUUUAUUUUGGAGGGACACAACUCCACUUUUAUUUAAAGCUUCUGUGAGGAACUCUCGGUUCGUGUCCAAUUUGGUGCCCCCUGUUGACAGAGCAGUCUUCACUUAUUUUAUUGUCUAAGUGCUCAUCCAGUGAUUCUCAUCCUGCUGACAUUUGACAGAGAAACAAGAUUUUUUCAUGAAUGUUUUAGGUGUAAAUUGUUAAAUAACUGUUGGCUGUUUCUGCAGCUGUUAGGCGGACAGCUUCCCACCCUUAACAGCAGCCAAUCCUGUGGCUGAUGGCCUUGUUUGCUUUUAGAUAUCAUAGAAAUGCAAUAAUGUAGAGCUGCAGAUAUCGAAUAUUUUAGUAUUCCAUUGAUUACUCGAGUAAUUGGACCCAAACGGCAGACUCACAUAAAGUUAGAUUUCCUAAAGCCCCGCCAUGAAGGCCAGACUCGGAGAAAUAGAGGACAAUUGCGGAACAAGCGCGAAAAGUCGCCAAAGUCACUAGGUUGGCAACACUGCAAGAAAAGCCCCUCUCAUCAUUUAUUUUUUCCGCUCUUCAAAACCUAAACAGCACGUACUCCUCCUUCUACCCUGGUGACGUAAGCGCCUUGUGUCACCUUCGAAAGAAUCCGUGCGAAACAGUGACGAUUUGAGCUUUUAAACGAGAACUUGAGGCAGAGAAAAUUCCUCGAUCGUUAUUUGUAAUCAAGGUACUCGAGGUAUUCGAGGAAUCGUUUCAGCCCUACGAUAAUAUACAUUUCAGUCUCAGAGGAGCUUUAAAUGGCCUUCAUGAUUAGUUUUUUCCCUCGUGUUUUUUUCUGAAUGUCAGAAACCUUCCUAUUGUACUUGACUGAAGCUGAUGGGUUCGUACAGUAGCCCACAAAUGCAAACACACUGCGACUACUCAAACGAUUUCCUUAAUGAGGUGCAGGCUGCAGAUUUCCAUCUACACUUGUUCUCAUAUAAAAUCAAUAUCCCACUGUGGUAUCCUGGCUGACCGCAGAGCUAAUAGCUGCAGCAGCUAACUGAACAGGAGAUACUGGAACAAAUCUUGAUGCCUGUCACAAACUAUUCGAGCUCAGGUGAGUAUUUCAAAGAUGUUUAAAGUAGUGUUUCUUUACAGCAGUCAGGCAUGGCCAAAGCAGGUUGAAGGUUUAUUCUAGUGGCUCUAAAAAUGAACUGAGACUCAACGAUGAUACUGGAGUCUGCCAAAUCUAUCAAAACGAUCAGGUCAAAGAUCACUACAGAGGAUAUACCUCCAAACACGUAUGAAUUUCUAGCUGAAAUGUCUGCACUGGUGGAUCUAUGCUGAAGGUUAGGAUGAGAAAGAGUCUGUUAAUGUUACGAGCAGCAUUAACAAGAGUAUUGAUUGCUCUCAAUCAAAGUCGCCCUCAGGGUCUCCGGGGCUGAGGAAAGGCUGCUGAGAACCUGUUGAAGUAACCGCUGAGUCAGUAAACCCCUUAGAUGUUCAGCGUUCAGCUUGUACUGUAGGACGUUUAAAUGUUACGUAACAUAAAGUGAACAUUUUUAAGGAGUUUGCUGAACAGUGUUGAUGAAAUCCUUCAUGUUUAAUAUCUUAUAUAACUAAUACAAUCAGCUGGAACAAUGCUGAACACUUCUAAGCCGUUUGCUCUCUUCGAAUAUACAACCUCCUCUCCUGUUUUUCUGCUGGAUUACUCGGCAAACAUGUCCCAUCACUCAGACCCUUUCAGAAAGCCUGACAGUGACAAAUAUAUCAGUGAUCGAUGACCUGCUCAUUCUCAUGUCUAAAAAUAUCUGUUAUCGUCGUCUCUUUGAAAAACUGAUCACCGUUUUAAAAAAAGCAUCUUCUAGUUUUUUUAUAGCUUCGUUUUCUCUUUGACGCUGACUGAUCUGUGUCAGCGUCAGUGCGUGUUUGUGCGUGUGCGAGAGUGUGUACAGGAGGCGCCCUGUAAAGCUUUAUUUGUUUUUCCAGAGCUGUGCAGCUGCUCUGCUGGAUAGUUUGAUUGACAUAUCCUAUGUAGAAACAGGGUGGCAACUGGUUUCAUGUCGCAAAAUGAGCCAAUACCUCUCUUUAUUCGUGCUUAAUCAAAGAGAAUACAUGCACACGUCUGCAAAGUUGAUUUUGCGUAAAGGAAUACAAAAUUUUUUAUUAAUUUGGAGUAAAUAAUUUGAUUUUUAUUUGAACUCAGUACACAAUCCCUGUUUAACAAUUCUCCAGCUUUUCAUCGCGACUGUUCCAGAGAUUUCUCAGGUGUGUGGAUGAGUUUCAUUAAACAUAUAACUAUAAUUAUAGCUGCUGAUCACCAUGAACAAAUUUAUGCUCAUUUAACACUGGCGAUAAAAACUACCAAUCAAAGGAUGCACACUUUCACGCUUGACAAUAUGUCACAUUAUGAGCAAUUCACCGAUUUUUAAAAGGAAAGCAGAUGUAAGUUAAUGUUAUUUUGACUCUUAAUCAGCAUCAGAUUACUCAACUGUCAGUGUUUGUGUCCUUAAAUGCUCUGUGUGGCUUUCUGUCUGUGGAUUUGUUUUGCUUUUCUCUGAUUGACCGGUCUUAAAACUGAUUAAACUGCAACACUGCCCUCUGCUGGAAGAAAGGAAACACAUACGUUAUGACCCAUCUAGGGGUGGCAAGGACACAACCUGACAGUGGAUCCAUUUAUUUGGUGGUUGUGCCUGUUUUUGUGUGCUCUCUGUUCAGCUGCAGCUUGUUUGAGGAUCAGCACCUGGAACCAUAGUACCAGUGCUGUUUCAGAUACAAACACAUGGAGCGCACUGUUAUUGUACUCUCUUUGGAUUUAUUGCUGGUGUUUCUGCCCUGAUCCAACUCAAAACAUCCCUUUUUCUUUUGAAAUCAUUUCUUUUUACAUGAUCAUUAAUCAUCCUUCAGACUUACACUCUUAAUUGAAUCAUUGUUGGCAGCUAAACUGGUGUUAAACUCAUUUAAUUGUCUAUCUUCUAAAAAAUCUCACUUUCUCGUUAAGUUAUGAUUAUGAAAAAUCCCUCCUUUAAUGAUGUACCUUAAACCCACAAACAUCAAAUCUAGGGCUGGGCGAUAUGGCCUCAAAUCAUUAUUACGAUAUAUUGAGCAUAUCACCUCGAAAACGAUAAAUGGGCGAUAACCACUCUACAAGCUGCUUCAUCUACUUCACACACCGCUCCAGCCGCAACAACUUUUGAACCGUCCUCCAUCUCCUCACCUGUCUUUCCCUCUUUGUUAUGGACUGGAUGAGGUGGAGUCACGUCUCUGAUGUAGGACAGCGUCUUAAAGGGACAUGAGACCAUAGCCUACCUACACACAUCCAAAACCAACUUUUAUUGAUUUAUUUUUUUGACACCGAAUAUAUUGACAAUGACGUUGGUUAUUGUCGUAAAUUUUGGUAUCAGCAAAUUUUCGGUUUAUCGCCCAGCCCUAGAGAAAACCAUAUAUGAACCUCUUCUGCAAAUGCUCGGGACUUCUCAGGGUCUGCAGCCAUUUCAGAUGGACUGAGGUGAAUUGGAGAGCACUCCUGUGGUCCACAAGACAGACCACCAAUGUUGCUGUUUUUUGCAUUAUUUUAAAUAUUGGGUUUUUACGAUUUACAAUUUUACCUCAUUUAACUCAGAGUCCUGAUUAUUUUGGCAUUCAGGUCGUAGGACUGAGUCAACAUUUCAUCACUCUCGUGUUCAUUUGUAGCACUUCAUUGUCAAGUUCAGUCUCUGCAACACAGACAUCAUAAAUUCUGAGAAUUGUUAAUUCAGUUCUGUUGACAUGGGCGAAUUGACAUUGGUUAUUGUCGUAAAUUUCAGUAUUGAUACAUUUUCAGUUUAUAGCCCAGCCCUAAUCAAACCCAAACAAUGAUAGACCUUCAAAUGUGCUCGGUGGGUAACCUUCAGUCCUGUGUUUUAAACUCAGCUCUGACUUUUUUAUCUGACGGGUCACACUGGUCCAAAAUCAGAUCUGCAAACUGAAGUUUCAUGAAAGAGUGAAUCAAAGUAUCUGAGUGCAGAUUUUCCUGUGAUUUAACCUGCUGCUCUCUGACCUGUUUCCAGGUAAUCCAGCAUCAAAACCUCAUAAAAAGAGCAUCAAGCAGCGCUUCCUCAAACUUCUCCCCUGCUAUCGCUCCAGCUCCAGCUCUUCAGUAGGUCAAAGUAAGUAACACAACACACAGUCCAUCAUGAGCAGUGUUUCAUGUGCACUGUGGGGUAUCACGUUAUCUAUCUCAUGUCUUUCUGUCCUUGCAGAGAGUUUGACAGAGGAUAGUGAGCUGGCCACACUGAGUUACAGACCUGAGGGGAUCGACCGUCUUGUACAGCAGACCAGCUUCAGCAGGAAGGAGCUGCAGGUCCUCUACCGGGGAUUCAAAAACGUCAGUCAGAGAUUCCUGAUGAGUCUCUUUUCAAGUCCUUUUCACGUCUGUGUGUGUAAACCGGGACUGUUUACAUUAUCUGUAACUUUCAGUAAAGUUUGUGUUCAUGUGUUGUUCCUCCCCGCAGGAGUGUCCCAGUGGUGUGGUGAAUGAAGAGACUUUUAAAAGCAUCUACUCGCAGUUCUUCCCUCACGGAGGUCAGUCCUUCACACACACUGGAAACAUAUCUGUUCCUGAAACUAACAUUAACAAAGUCACUGUUUCACUGAGUCUUUUUGGAGACAUGAUGACUGACACUUUUUCUCUCUCUGUCAGAUUCAAGUAUGUACGCACAUUUCCUCUUCGAGGCUUUUGACACUCACAACAACGGGGCGGUCAAUUUUGAGGUGAUUUUUUCCCAUCCAUCAUUUUCUGCUGCUGUUACUUUUUUUUUUUCCUUCUGUGAAGUGUGUUGAAAACUUUGACAGUAUAUGGAGGAGGAGUAGGGCCACCAACACAAUGAAAAAACAGUUUUUUUUUCAACUAACUUUUUUUUCUCAGAACACAGAAUUUAAUCUUAAAAUUCUGAUUUCCCCCACCCCCCUAUAAUUCAGAUUUUGUUUUCUUGAAACCAUGACUAUUUUAUUUGGGGAUUGUGACAUUUUCCGCAUAAUUCUAAUUGUAAUAUUUUUGUAAUUGUGAUUGUAAAAUCACAAUUCUAAUCAUAAUCAUAUCUUUUUUUCUCAUAAUUUUGACUGAAAUUUAAUAUUUCUGUCUUUUUUUCUCAUCGUUUUGACUUAAAUUUUAUAAGUCUGACUUUUUUUUCUCAUAAUUCAGAUUUUUUUUUCUCAGAAGUCUGACUUUUUUGAAAUUCUAACAUUGUCCCAAUAAUUCUAAUGAUAAUCCCACAAUUCUUACUUAUUUUUCUCAGAAGAUUGACUUUUUUCUCCCUUAAUUCUGAGCUCAUAAACAUAAUUCUGACUUUAAUUUCAUGAUUUUUUCUCAGAAUAACAACCUUUUUUAUGAUUCUGACUUUUUUCAAGGAAUAAUGUAUUUUAUCAUAUUAUGUUGACUUUUUGAUAUCAUAAUUCUGACUGUGAGCUCAUGAUUCUGACAUUUUUUAAAAUCACAAUUAUGAUGUUUUCAUGAGAAUUAGAAGGGGGAAAAAAGUUCUGACCUAAUUUUUAUUUAUUUAUUUAUUUAUUUAAAGGCCUGUAACUAUCACACGAAGUCAGGUUGUAAAAAAAUAUCUGAACUCCCAAAACACUUCAGAUUAAACCCCAGCACGGUACAGGUUAUUAAAAUUUACCAAAGAGUGAUCGUCUUUAUAAACACUGAGCUGUAACAUUUACCUCACACCACUGAAUCAUUCACAGUAAAUACCACCAAACACACCGACUUAAACCACUGAAGUCACAGCAGUCCUCUUGCUCUCUCUGUCCUUUCUGAUUCUUCUGUUGUUAUGGCGAUACUGUCCAGAUCUCCGUGAUGACUCUGUGUCUCUCCUGCUGUAGGACUUUGUUUUGAGUCUGUCCAUCAUACUGAGAGGCUCCAUCACUGAUAAACUGAACUGGGCCUUUAAUCUGUAUGAUCUGAACAAAGACGGCUGCAUCACCAGAGAGGUACUUAAACCAUUUCCCUCUUUGUCUCUGCGCUUGUAUCUUUUAUUUCUAAUUUGUUGAAUUACUUCUCCCUCAUUUCCUCUGUGUGUGUGUGUGUGUACAGGAGAUGACAGAUAUCAUGAACUCCAUCUACGACAUGAUGGGGAAGUAUACCUACCCCAACAUGAAGGAUAGUGCUCCUAAAGAUCAUGUAGACAACUUCUUCCAGGUAAAACACACGAAUCUGUCAGGUGUGCUCUGAAACCUGAAACCUGAAACGCCAGUUUAAUUUGCUUUUCUACCAGGUUCUCGAGUUUAAUUGGAGUUCAGCAAUAAGACAAUUCAAAGAGCUAAAUGUAGACAUUAGAAGAACCAUGGAGACGUAUUAAAAUAAAUGUGAUCUUAUCUGUGUGUUUUGUUUUCCAGAAAAUGGACAAGAACAGGGACGGGGUGGUCACCAUCGAGGAGUUCCUGGAGACAUGUCAAAAGGUUUCCUGCGUUCAUAUUUUCAGACCAUCUUCCAAAACCACAUUCAUAAACCAGAUAAAAUCUCCACUUUAAUCUGUGGCUCUGUCAGGAAUUUAACUUUGUCCCGAUGUUUCUUCUUCCAGGACGAAAACAUCAUGCAGUCCAUGCACAUGUUUGAAAAUGUGAUCUAAGGUUUUUGGUGGACACACACGUCAGAUUUUCAUCUGUAGUUUUCAGCCCCAAACCAGAGUGGACGGAGUUUAACAGGAGCAGAAACUUAAACACGAUAUCCACCCCUGAAACCACUUCUUUGAUCCUUUUAAAUCAAGGUUUGUUGUUUGGGAAUAAGUCGGAGGAGCUGUUGUUUUAAGGUGUUUUAUCAUGAUGGAUGAACCAGUUUGAAGACGCAUGUUCACUGCGGUUAAAAAGCAGCUCUUAAAACACGGUUAAUAAAUGAAGAGAUUCUCAAAAAAAGAGGCAGUUUAGUACCGUGGCCUCCGUACUCGACUAAAUGAAAGCUAUAAACCAUCUUAUUUUCCUGUAAUGCAUGAAUGAAUGUGCAGACACAUGAGGAAAGCUGAAAAUGCUGAAUUUGUUUUGGAGUUUUAAACUCUUUCUGUACGAAAAGUCAUGUUGACAUUGAGAGGAAGGCUCAACUUUACAGGAAUGUUAUCAACAACUCUUUGCUGCCCUCUCCUGUUUAUUAUAACACUGUGUAUGACGUGUCUGCAUGAUGUGUUUGUUCGACUGGCCAUUAAAAUGUGAAACCUUAGUCUACAUAUAUUUUCUAUAUGGACAUAAAAACAGUGAAGAUGAAUAAAAACAACACAAACUCUUUUCUUUAGUUUGUCAGUUUUGUUU